AUGAAACUAUCAAUUGCCGUACUGUCAUCAAUCCUUGCUGUCUGUUCGGUUACGAUUGCCAAUCCAGUUGAUCCCAGUUCGACCAUGAGUGCUGAAGCUAGCACUCCGACAGCCUCUUCAAGCGGAGCUUCAGCUGGUGAAGUUCUCCGUGCGCUUUCUCCUAGCACAAAUGUACUUGGGGGAUAUUGCGAUCGACUCGAUACUACUGAACUGUCGUUGAUGGAAGAAAUUGCAAAAGCUCGGGUUAAAUCUGUAAAAGCGUUUAAACUACUUGAAGAUAGACGUUUUGAGCUUGUUAUUCAAACAGGACUGCUUACUAAAGAGAGGGAAGACCUCGAAAAUAUGAUUCAAGCUCCGAGUCGGAAAUUGAGUUCUGCUCAAGACAACUAUGAGGAGUCUCGUCAACGUUGUAUAAGACUUCAAUAUACUGUAGAGGAUUACGUUUCGAGACUUUCGGAUAGGACGGAGGAAAGUAAAGAGUUGGCAAAAAAACUUACAAGCCAUUCUUCGUUUGGAGUAACACCGGAUGGUGAUGAUGGUCAACCAAAAUCAUUUUACGUAUAUCAGGAUUGCUUCAAGUAUUUCUACAAUCGCUUAUCACAGUGA
This is a messenger RNA of Batrachochytrium dendrobatidis JAM81, 606 nucleotides long. RefSeq lists its product as uncharacterized. Lineage: Eukaryota; Fungi; Chytridiomycota; Chytridiomycetes; Rhizophydiales. The record is from RefSeq and is a predicted model, not a curated record. The transcript has a single exon. Bases 1 to 606 code for a protein of 201 amino acids.